UUAAAAUUCGAGGCGAUCGCUGCUGGAGAGAGUUAACUUGCAUGGAUUAUCACUACGAGACACAGCCAGUGCCCAACCCCAUCGCCUACUUCAUGCAUCGCUCGCCGUGGUGGUUUCAUCAGUUCGAGACCCUGGUCAAUCACUUCAUCGAGCUGGUGGUGCCGUUCUUUCUCUUCCUGGGACGGCGGAUGUGCAUCGUACAUGGCCUCUUGCAGAUCCUCUUCCAGGUGCUUCUGAUCAUAAGUGGAAACCUGAGUUUCCUCAACUGGCUCACCAUCGUGCCCAGCAUCGCCUGCUUCGACGACGUCAGCCUGGGGUUCCUCUUCAGCUCCAAGCGAGGGGGGGUGAAGGAGCGGGUGGCGCAGAUGCAGCUCAAAGAGGCAGCCGAGGAGCAGCUUCCCCUGCGAUACGGCUGCUACGUCCGCAAAGUGGUGAACAUCUCCUUUGGCCUCCUGAUUGCUUAUCUCAGCAUCCCGGUUGUCGUAAACCUGCUCAGCUCCAGACAAGUCAUGAACACCUCGUUCAACCCUCUCAGAAUAGUGAACACCUACGGAGCUUUCGGGAGCAUUACCAAGGAGAGAACAGAAGUCGUCCUUCAGGGGACGUCCAGCCUGGAUCCCAAUGACCCCGCUGCUGUCUGGGAGGAGUAUGACUUCAAAUGCAAGCCUGGGGACUUGAAGAGGAGGCCAUGCUUUAUCACCCCCUACCACUACCGCCUGGACUGGCUUAUGUGGUUCGCUGCCUUCCAGACCUACGAGCAGAAUGAAUGGGUAAUCCACUUGGCUGGGAAGCUGCUGGCCCAGGAAGAAGAGACCUUGUCCUUGAUGGCAACGAACCCAUUUGCAGGCAGAGCACCCCCACGGUGGAUCAGAGGGGAACACUUCAAGUACAAAUUCAGCCGACCCGGGGGAAAGCACGCCAGCGAGGGGAGGUGGUGGAUUCGGAAGAGGAUCGGCCCUUACUUCCCUCCUGUGAACCUCCAGGGCCUGAAGAAGUUUUAUGAAGACAGGAAUUGGCCUUACCCCGUGCGGGACUGAUGGAGAAAGACGAGCAAGGUCAAGAGGGACCGGCUGGAGAAGAGGGAGAGCAGUCAUGUUCCUUCCAAACUACAUGUCUUGCCUCUCUCUGUGUUUUUUAUCCACAUCCUUGUUUACACAUAUUUUACAGAAGGUUCCCAGCCAACCUGUCCACCUGCUGUUGUGGUCUGGUUUUUCUCAUCUUUCUGUUUCUUUCUGUUCAACCUUCUCACCAUGGCCUUGCCUGAUUGAUUUCUUUUGCCAGGCUGCUCCGUUCGGAAAUCGUCAGCUCUAGAAUUUGGGAAAAAGGUGAACAAAUACUGUGAUUAGUUUUGGGUAGGUGUUAGUGUUGCUUUCCCCAACCCAUUGCAUUGUGUGAUGGCUGCAGAGGUGCAAGGGGAGAUUUCGGGGCGGUCUCUCUCAGCCGGUGCCCCCUGGAGCUCACAGGUUCCCUGGGAUCUGGCAUCGGGCAGAGCAGCCAAGUCCUGCUCUGCAGCCGGCUCGUGCGGAGCUGAUGCUGGCCCGGCACGGGGCACCGCUCCUCCAUCCCAUUCCACCCCCACGUGCGCCGCCAGCACUGAGCCAUCAAAGCUGCUUUAUUCCCAGCAUAGCUGUCCCCACACUGCCCUUGCUGUCGCCCUGGGAAGGGCCCGGUCACCGCCUUCUCACCGCAGGUUAAUGACCGGGCUGAGCUAGGUGUCCUGCCCGCCAGGCACGGUCCAGCUAUCCCGCAGUUCAUCCCCGGGGCAGCAUGGCAAGCCGGGGCUGGGCAGUGCCCCCAGGCUGGGGAAGACACUCUGGGACCUCACCCUGAAUGUUCCCUGUCCCUCCUGUUUGCUUUGGAGUCUCCCCUCAUCUCGGUCUGUGUUUAAAAUCACCCCGAAUUGUCCCACCGCGUGGGUUUUGCUUGGUGAGCCCAAAUCACAGUGAUGGGAGGGAAAUGAGAGCAAGAAGGUGGAUGGCGUCUGAAACAGCCAGCAACUGGCCGGGGUAGUUUAUAAUAAUUGAUUGCUUGUUAGCACAUUCUGCUGCACACGUUUCUUCUUGCAGGGGAAAAAAAAAGAUCAAAGCAACCUGUGUAACGCAUAAAACCCCGUUGUAUCAGGCUUGCGACUGCAGAAAACCGCAGCUUUACUGAGAAACCCGAAAUAGCUCCUUGCUGGAGCUGCCGUGUGGGCUCC
Messenger RNA from Aptenodytes forsteri (emperor penguin), 2197 nucleotides. Its product is annotated as lipase maturation factor 1-like. Lineage: Eukaryota; Metazoa; Chordata; Aves; Sphenisciformes; Spheniscidae. Gene Ontology annotation, cellular component: endoplasmic reticulum membrane. The transcript has 7 exons. Gene Ontology annotation, biological process: protein maturation. The record is from RefSeq and is a predicted model, not a curated record. The coding region runs from base 42 to 1037 and encodes 331 amino acids.